Moneuplotes crassus is the source of this 2545-nucleotide messenger RNA. The record is from the annotation of a GenBank genome assembly. NCBI's taxonomy places the organism in Eukaryota, Ciliophora, Spirotrichea, Euplotida, Euplotidae.
AUGCAAUUCGACAGAAUCAAUAAAGAGAUGAUGGAGGAGAUCAGGAAUAGGAAACCAAACCUGAAGACAUUGAACCUGUCAACCCACAAUAUUGAAAAGAUUGAGCACUUGGAAUUGCUAUCUAGUUUGGAGAGACUAAAUAUCUCGAGUAAUAAAAUUGGCUCUCUGACUGGACUAAAUGGAAACUCAAAAUUGACUGAGUUAAAUUUAUCUAAUAACUGUAUUAAGACUUGUGAAGGAAUCAGCAGGCUGACAGCUCUAGAGGUACUCAAUUUGGCUGAUAACGAAAUUGCAGAGAUUGAAGAGAUCCAGCGAUUUAAGGUCAAUAUCAGUCUUAAAGAGUUAGAUCUGACUGGAAACCCUGUUUGUGAUCUUGAUGAUUAUCGAGAACAAGUUUUACAUUUCCUUCCAAAUCUUAAAAUGCUUGACAAAAUCCCAGUGAUUAAAAAUGAGGCUGCCAUCCGAGAGCGCAGCAAGAAUCGCAAGCAGAUAGAAGACGUCAUUGGUAAAUUUCUGAAGACCAAGAUUCCGCCAAAAUCUAUCGAAAAAUCUACAGAAAUUCAGGCUCCUUUUAAAAAUACUUCUUUGAGUAAUAUUCCAGAAGAGCACAAAAGGCACAUUUCUGAUCUACCCUCUCUUGUUGACGUCAGUCGUGCAGAGAGUCACAAGAUGCAGAAGGAACAUCAAAGUAUGAAUUACAGCCUUGGACAAGACUUAAAAGCUCCUCUAAUUACUCUAGAGCGUCAAAAUAAUGACCAAAAAGAUGUUGAAAAGUCAGGCCUUUUCUCUUUCAUCAACUCCAAAAACAUAGACACCACUACAAACCCCGCUAAGGAUUCCUUAAAAGAAAUAAUCGCCAUCCAAGAGGAAUUUAUCAAGAAGAAAUCCUCUAACCUCGUCCCUGAAUUACUCAAAGUCUGGCGAAACAAGGUAUUCGAGCUUUUGUUCGAGAACAAGAAAAGUGACCUACUCAACAUACAGAAGUCCAAACUCCUAGAGUCUGAAAACAAGAAGCUAGCAGAUGACAUAGACCAGAUGGGCUACCUCCUCCAGAAAAGCCAGAAAGAACUAGAAGCUUGACAGUACGAAAUGGAUAAUGCGCCUAACGAGUACGAGCAAAUUAUGAAGAAUUAUAAAGCAACUCUCUUUAAACAAGUCAAGGAAAUCUUGACCAAGCAUGACCAAGAGACCAGAGCCAACGAAGAAAGAGUAGAAGACAGCCUAUACGCCCUUCAGAGUUAUUUUAAGCGACUUCAGAUUGUGGAAAAGAGAAUUAGAACUUAUGCACAGCUAGUACAGAGUGAAAGAGAGAGUUAUAAGGAGAAAUACAAGCAGUUUCAAAAGAACCAGAAAAACAAUAUCAAAGCUGAAGAUGACAAUUUUCAACUUUCUAAAGAGCUGAAGGAGGUAAGAAGAGCUAUGGAGGAGAAGGACCAUGAAAUAGCUACGUUGAAACGUGAAAUUCUUAUGGAAAAGGAAUCUUACCAGACCUUAUCUCAGACUAAAAAUAUUGAUACAGAAAGAACGGUCAAUGAAGCCCUGCUGAAAGUGAAGAAUAUUGACUCUACCAACCAAGCGUUGAAGAGUGACAAUGAAAGAUUGAUUACUAGAAUAAAGGAACACGAGAAUGACUUAAUUGGUUUAAGAACAGAUCUAGCUACACAUACAAAACUGAAAGAGAGUGAGAUAAAUAAUGUAACUCACAAACUACAAAAUGAGCUGCUAAUAAAGGAUCAAAAUAUUCAGUCUCUAAACCUCAAGAUUGAACAACUGAAUGGGUCAAAUCAGCUCCAGUUACAAAGACUUGAGAAGAUGCAGGAGGAGCUAGCAGCUUGCGAGAAGUCAUUCCAAAAUAGACUCUCCACAAUGGCACAAGAGAAAGAUUAUACUAUCGAAUCUCUUAAAUCAAAGAUUAAGCAUCUCGAGGAAGAAAAUAAGGUAGCUAAUGAGAGACUGAUGAGAAAAAUGAACUUCCAGGAAUCUCUUUUUGGAGCACAAGAAGAGAGAAUUAAUACUCAUCCAAGGCCACAGAGACAAGAAGUUGUCAACCAAUCUGAAGAUUUCAAUAUCGCUAAUGAUUUUCCUCCUCAGCACCAUAGAGAGUUCAUUGCAUCCCAUGAUUUCGCAAGGGGACCUCCAAUUUUUGGAGAAGGCAUGAAGGUUCCUCAAGGUACUAAAGAAAAUCCUAUUGAGCUUCAACCAGUCAGAAUCAGCACAUCGAAUUCUCAUCAAAGUGUUGAUUUAAAUGCUCCAUCUCCAAGUUUCUCAAAAGUUUCAAACAACUCACAUCCAUCUCAAAGGAGCAUGGAGGAGUUUAAAAAACCAAAUGGAGAUUCUUUCGGGAGUAUCUCUGGGCCUCAGAUGGUCAACCAAGAAGGUCACCAAAGCCGUUCUAACCAUCAGACGCGGAACGAGAUGCAUACUAUACACACAAUGCAGAAUGAGAGAUCAUGGCAGAAUCCAAUGGCCAUGAGUAGAGAAAAUAUGCCAGAGUAUUCCUUCAUACCCAGAACUAACCAAUAAUGCAUAAAUCAAUUUAAAAAUG